CAAGCCUGUUGUGCCAUCCUAACCAAUCAGGACCUACUCUCGUGGGGACGUAACGUCGUGUCGCGAGAGUUGAUCGGAUUGUCAGUUUAAACUGUGGCGGUUUGAGCGUUUAGAAAGACUGUUGAUCGGUGACUAAAGAUGGCAGCAGAAGAGGAGAUUGAGCUGCUGAGGAGGCAGCUGAGGGAGAAGGAAGAGCAGAUCCAUCUUGCUGCCCAAGCAGGACUAGACUGUCUCAACCAGCAGAUGGAACUGCAGAGCAGACUGGAGGAACAGAGAGUGGAGAUGACCAACGCACUCGAGGCCGUCGAGCAAGAAAAGUACACCCUGCAGAAGGAAGUGGAUUUAAAGUCUCGGAUACUUCAGUCACUGCAGUCAGACUACGACUGUCUGAAGAAUCAGCAGACACAGCAGCUUCAGGAACAAGAAUCUGUGGAGAGGAGCCACAGCACAGCACUCAGUGAGCUCAACAACAAGAUGUUGAGGUUGCAGUCGGCUCUGGAGGAAUCCCAGCUAAAUGAGAAACAGCUGAAAGACAAACUCGAGGUGCAGACUGAGACCCUGAAAAACAAGAUGGAGGAGCUGCGAGCACUGAAUGAACCCAGCCACACCUCUAUGACAUCUGAGAUGCUGGAGGUGCAGAUGAAGAUCGUGGAGCUGGAAAGCAUUAAGGUGGAGUUGGAACAGAAGCUGCAGGAGUCUCAGUACACAGAGCAGCAGCUGGAAUUGACCAAUAACAGCCUGAAGCGCCACCUGAAUCGAAUCACAGAGGAGAAAGAGGAGAGGGAGAAGGAGGCCGUUUCCUGUUUUAAUGCAUUAGAGAAAGCUCGUGAAGUGAACAGGGACCUUCAGAUCCAGUUGGACCAGGUUCUGCAGCAGGCUCAGGAUCCCAACAGCAAAGGGAACUCACUGUUUGCUGAGCUGGAGGAUAAACGUGCUGAGAUGGAGAGACAGCUCAUCUCUAUGAAGGUCCAGUACCAGUCACUGCAGAAACAACAUGCCUUCAGCAAACAGCAGCUGCAGCGCAUGAAGGUCCAGAUAGCAACCCUGAUGCAGCUGCAGGGUUCCAGAGCUGAUCCUGCACAACUGGAGAGGCUCCAGUCAAUGCUGUCAGAGAAAAAUGGAGAGAUCCAAAAUCUGAUGACCAAACUGCAGAGACUGGAGAAGGUGGAGAUGAUGUUGAAGUCUCAGCCAGCUAAUCCCUCUCUACAAGAAACUGGUGAUGGCUACGAUGAGACGUACUACACUGACCUGCUCAAAAUGAAGCUGAACAACACUGUUAAGGAUGCAGAGCGUCUCUCAGAUGAACUGUCGCUGCAGAGGAUGAAAUCUCUGUCAGAGAGUCAGAGAGCUUUGGAGCUGGAGAGGAAACUCUUCUCAUCUGAACGGCUUCUCAAACAGUCUCAGAGUGACAAGAUCAAACUGCAGCUACGAGUAGAGGAGCUCCAAGACAAAUAUGAACCAAAAGAGGCAAAAAAGAAUCUGAUCCAGAAGAGAAAGAAAGAGAAGCUUCCGGUUGACAUCGUACCUUCCUCUGAGACCAUGCUUAACAAAGGCGAGCAGGUUGUUGCUGUGGAGAUUGAUGUCAAAAAUAAUUCUGGAGACACCAAAGCACACAGUUCUCCUCCAGCUGAGGCCCUGAUCUCCACACAAGGUUCAGCACCUGAGCCUAGGCCUGCGAAGUGUGUGAAGAUCAGUGGAGAUGAGCCAGUUGUGAUCCCUAACCCCAGCUCUCCUGUAAGUGACGCUAAAGAGAAGGUGAUGGAGGAGAUCCACCAGCAGAACAAGAGAGAGGAGAGAAGGAAGAAAAGGACAGUGGAGAUGAUCCAUGUCAGCUCGAACAACAGUAUGGAAAACCAGUGUGCUCAGCAGUAGGACUCAUCUAACCAUGCAUCUUGUAUAUUGUGCCACCACAACAUCUGAUAUUACUUAUAAAUAGACUUAUCUUUUUAAUUCACGUACUUCAGUUCUUACCAUUUACCUGUACUUCUUGUGACUUCCCUGUAUUUGCUAUCUGUCAUAUCAUUUAAAUGUUAUAGUAUUAAAGAUAUUCUCCAACAUACAGUA
Messenger RNA from Acanthopagrus latus (yellowfin seabream), 2064 nucleotides. It is a transcript of the gene spdl1, whose product is annotated as spindle apparatus coiled-coil protein 1. Gene Ontology annotation, cellular component: spindle pole; outer kinetochore. The transcript has 14 exons. Bases 139 to 1872 code for a protein of 577 amino acids. The record is from RefSeq and is a predicted model, not a curated record. NCBI's taxonomy places the organism in Eukaryota, Metazoa, Chordata, Actinopteri, Spariformes, Sparidae. Gene Ontology annotation, biological process: mitotic spindle assembly checkpoint signaling; establishment of mitotic spindle orientation; mitotic metaphase chromosome alignment. Gene Ontology annotation, molecular function: kinetochore binding.